Messenger RNA from Magnusiomyces paraingens, 2079 nucleotides. RefSeq lists its product as uncharacterized. The coding region runs from base 1 to 2079 and encodes 692 amino acids. The transcript has a single exon. Gene Ontology annotation, molecular function: long-chain fatty acid-CoA ligase activity. NCBI's taxonomy places the organism in Eukaryota, Fungi, Ascomycota, Dipodascomycetes, Dipodascales, Dipodascaceae. Gene Ontology annotation, cellular component: plasma membrane; endoplasmic reticulum; lipid droplet. The record is from RefSeq and is a predicted model, not a curated record. Gene Ontology annotation, biological process: long-chain fatty-acyl-CoA metabolic process; long-chain fatty acid metabolic process.
AUGGCUACCCCAGUCAAGAUUAAGCUCAACAACAGAGUCCCCGUCACGGUUCCUGUUGGCGAGGCCAAGGAAGGCGAAACUGCUCCUCGCCGAAAUAUUGGAGCUCGUGAUGGUCCUUGGCUAUACCCGGACAACAACCCGCAAAUAAAUACUAUCUACAAUCUGCUCAUUUGGGCUGAAAAAGAAUACUCUUCGCUUCCCGCCAUGGCUUCUCGUAAGAUAGUGGAUGUGCACACUGAAAUUAAAACAGUUUCCAAGAAAGUUGAAGGUAAAAUUGUUCAACAAGAGAAGCAGUGGCAGUUUUUUGAGCUUUCUCCCUACUCUUACAUUUCUUACAAGGAGCUUCUGGACUUGGUAAAUAAUUAUGCCGCUGGAUUGCUCCAAAUUGGAAUUAAGCCUAAAGGACAGGAAAAUUGUCAUAUAUAUGCUCAAACUUCGGCUUAUUGGCUUCAAACAGCUCUUGCAUUAAAUGCGAAUGCCAUCCCCGCAGCCACUGCAUACGAUACAUUAGGUGAAGAUGGCCUGACUCAUGCUUUGACCCAAACUGGUUCUGUUGCCGUUUUUUGCGACAAUAACAUUGUAGGCAGUCUUGCAAGCCCUCUCCAACAAGCUACCAAUGUUCGUAUCAUUGUAACAGCCGAACCUAUGACAAAGGACUCUGAAAUCGCUGCUAAAGAAAAAGUUUUGGCUGUUAAUUCUGAAAUUAAGUUUUAUACCUUCCAGGAGGUUAUUGACUUGGGAAAGCAAAACUAUUCUGAACCAAUUGGCCCAGAACCUGAAGACGUUGCUCUUAUUAUGUACACAUCAGGCUCUACCGGUCCACCAAAGGGUGUUGUUCUUACUAACCGCAAUGUUAUUGGUGCUAUUGGAGGCAUUUCAGGCAACAUUGGCCACGACAUUAUUCCUCCAGGUAGUCGUCUGCUUGCCUACCUUCCCCUGGCUCAUAUUCUUGAAUUUACAUUUGAACUUGCUGUUCUCUUUUGGGGUGGUGUUUUAGGUUACGGUACCGUCAAAACUAUUUCUGAUGUGUCUGUUCGCAAGUGUGCCGGUGACAUUCGCGAGUUUAAGCCAAAUGUUAUGAUUGGUGUCCCUGCAGUUUGGGAGACUGUUCGCAAGGGCAUUUUAUCCAAAGUUGGCCAACUCUCACCAAUUGCCCAAAAGAUCUUUUGGACUGCUUACCGCACUAAGUUGCGCCUUCUCAACCACAAUAUCCCCUGUCCUCUUGUUGACAAUCUUAUCUUCAAGAAGAUUAAGGAUGCUACUGGUGGCAACCUCCGCAUUGUUCUCAAUGGUGGUGCUGCUGUUUCGCGUCUUACUCAGGAAUUUAUCACCACUCUCAUCUGCCCUAUGGUUAUUGGUUACGGUUUGACUGAAACAAAUGCCAUGUGCACUAUUAUGAGACCUUCAUCUUUCUCUUUUGAAACAAUUGGUGAACUGACACAUGCUGUCACUGUCAAGCUUGUUGAUGUUCAAGAAGCUGGCUAUCAUGCUAAAAAUAAUCAGGGUGAAGUCUAUAUCAAGAGUGCCUCUGUUGCUAACGAGUACUACAAGAACAAAGAAGAAACUGAUGCUGCUUUUACUGAUGACGGCUAUUUCCGCACUGGAGAUAUCGGUCAAUGGACCGAAACUGGUCACUUGAAGCUAAUUGACCGCAGAAAAAACCUUAUUAAGACUCUGAAUGGCGAGUACAUUGCUCUUGAGAAGCUUGAGUCACUCUACCGCUCUAACCAGUACAUUAUUAACAUUUGCGUUUAUGCUGACGAGUUCCGUGUAAAGCCUAUUGCUAUUGUUGUGACUAAUCCUGCUAAUGUGGAGAAACUCGCUUCUGAGCUUGGCGUUGAGCACCACGAAGACAUUGCUCACGAUCCUAAAGUCAAGUCUGCUAUUGAAAAGAGCAUGCUUCAAACAGGCAAGGAUGCUGGUCUUAAGGGCAUCGAACUGAUAUUGGGUACCGUCAUUUCACAUGUUGAGUGGACUCCCCAGAAUGGUUUCUUGACUAGCGCUCAGAAACUCGACCGGAAAAAGAUUCUGGCAGACAACAAGGCAGCUAUUGACGAACUUUACGAUUCUGCUUCUUAA